This is a messenger RNA of Tetranychus urticae (two-spotted spider mite), 2116 nucleotides long. RefSeq names its product aldehyde dehydrogenase, dimeric NADP-preferring. Gene Ontology annotation, cellular component: cytoplasm. Gene Ontology annotation, molecular function: aldehyde dehydrogenase (NAD+) activity. Lineage: Eukaryota; Metazoa; Arthropoda; Arachnida; Trombidiformes; Tetranychidae. Gene Ontology annotation, biological process: aldehyde metabolic process. The record is from RefSeq and is a predicted model, not a curated record.
UCGCCAUACAUUGUCUCCCCUCCUCUCUUUUCCUCUCCUCUAAAAUAAUCUUUGCUAUCUUCAAGCUAAACUUACAAGCUCCCUCUUCUGUAUUCCCAAUUUAACCAUAUUACUUGUUUUUCCAAUCUUGCUUGCUUGUCUACCUUUUUACCUUUUUGUUUCAGAGUUUAUCUACAUCAUGAUGCUGAUUAGAUAACUUGAAUUAAAGAAACAUACCUUAACCUAUCCUGCUAAUGAUGUUCACCAUAGUUGAUUGACUUGUCCGUCAAGUUGUCCUUUUUACCUUUUUUCUGCUACAUCUACUUUCAUUUUGCCAAACUUGAAGCCUGUUUUGUUAAAUUAUCUUAUUUAAUGUUUUACGCUGUGAUUUGAUAUUUUUUUUUGUAUUUUUAAGCCAGCAUCAACAAUCCUUCGUAUUCUGACAAAGACAAGAAUCAACUUCAUUUUUACAUCUAGUGAAUCAAUUGACAACCAGUGCAGUAAUCCACAGAACCAAUUCAAAAUGCCUGAAAAUGGAGAAAAUUCAACCCCAAGUCAAUUGGUGGCAACUGCUCGGCGAGCUUAUGCAUCUGACAUCACUAAAGAUGUUGCUUUCAGGAGGGAACAACUGGAAAAAUUGGAUACAAUGCUGGUCACUAAUGAAUCUGUUCUUGCCGAAGCCAUCAAACAAGAUUUGAGGAAACCCUACUUCGAAGCAAUUAUAACUGAGAUUGAAUUUGUUCGCAAUGAGAUUCAUGCUAUCCUUAAUAAUUUUGAAAGCUGGGCUAAACCACAAAAAGUCUCCAAGAGUCUCAUGACUUUAUUUGAUUCAGUUUAUUUACAUCCGGAACCAUAUGGUGUGGCUUUAAUCAUAGGAGCCUGGAACUAUCCUCUUAUGCUUACAUUGUGUCCAAUGAUAGGAGCUAUUGCUUCUGGUAACACAAUUAUUGUCAAACCCUCUGAGCUAGCUUCAGCUACAUCUAAAGCAUUAGCUGCUCUUAUACCGCGUUAUCUUGACAAGGAUUGCUAUCAAGUCUUCCUUGGUGGACCUGAAGAAACUAAGAAUCUAAUUAAAGAAAAGUUCGACUACAUUUUUUACACUGGAAGCAGUCGUAUUGGAAAACUAAUUUACUUAGAGGCAGCCAAACAUUUAACACCAGUCACUCUAGAAUUAGGAGGGAAAAGUCCACUAUAUUAUGAUGACUCAGCUGACGAGAACCCUGCAGCAAUUAUGCGUUUGGUUUGGGGUAAAUAUGUGAACAAUGGUCAAACCUGCGUUGCUCCUGAUUACGUCCUUUGCUCAAAAAAAGUACAAAACAGUCUUAUAAAACAACUUCCACAAGUAAUAGAGGAAUUUUACAGUGAUGAUCCUAAAACACAUAAGGACUAUGGUCGAAUCAUCAACAUCAAUCAUUUCAAGCGGCUUGUCAAGUUAAUUGAAGAUAACAAAAGUAAAAUCGUGUUUGGAGGCAAUUACGACGAACAGGAAUUAUACAUUGAACCAACUGUUAUGGCAAAUGUUUCUCCUAAUGAUUCAAUAAUGCAAGACGAGAUAUUUGGACCCAUUCUUCCUAUUGUUAUCAUGGAUAGUGUUGAAGAUGCAAUAGAGUUCAUCAAUAAUGGUGAAAAACCACUGUCUUUGUAUAUUUUCUCUAAGAAUCAGUCAAUUGUUGAUAAAAUAAGCCAAAAAACUUCAAGUGGAUCAAUCUGUGUAAAUGAUUGUCUGAUCCAUCUUUCAGUUGAUUCAUUGCCAUUUGGUGGAGUGGGAAACAGUGGCAUUGGUAGAUAUCGAGGAAAAUUUUCAUUUGAAACUUUCACUCACUAUAAAUCAGUGUUACAUCGUGGUUAUAAUUUUAUUCUCGAGGCUCUUGGAAGCCAUCGGUAUCCACCUUAUACUCCCCGAAGCCUGACACUUAUGUCUCUUUUGACCCGAAAACGUUGGUUUUAACACCACUCUGACGAUUAUUAAAUUAACCGACUGAGAGAUCUUUUUUGGUAGGGAAAAGAAAUAUUUUACAUAUUUUUGCUUAAAGCAAAUGUAAAUGCUGUUAAGUUGAAGCAAAGCUAUUAUCAAUAAAAGAUUGAAAACUCAUUAAUGGUAUAUUCAGACAAUAAAGAAGCAAUUCUAUGACAUUUA